AUGAACAUAUUAAAGAAAAUUUCAGGUUCAGCAAGAAUUAAUGGUGAUUUAAAAGAUGAGGUAAUGAAUAGACUAGGUGAAGAAGUAACAUUACUUAUUGAUGUUAUAGCCUAUCCUAAACCUAGUUUUAAAUGGAUACAAGAAUCAACAGGAGAAGAAUUAACACCAGAUACAACUCAACAAGUAGCUACCAAUAAUUAUAUUUCAAGUUUAACAUUCACAAUACAACAAUCAUCAUUUGGUAAUUACACUGUUACUGUUAAUAAUGGUAUAGGUGAUGAUAAAAGUUACACUAUAAAGAUUAUUGAUGGUGAUCCUGGAGUAAAACCAGUUUCUGUUGAACCAUCUGGAUAUCAGAAAGGUUUAAGCACAGGUAUUGGAAUUGGUAUUGGAAUUGGUAUUGGAAUAACUGUUGUUAUUGUAUUUCUAGUUUUACUGACAAUAUUUAUAUAUAGAAAAUAUUAUCCAGCCAAUAAGAAAUUACCAGAAGAAAGAUGCGAUUUCAAAAUUAAAGACGCCACUCAGAAUCAAGUUCCACAAACAAAUACAACGUUAGAAAACAAUUUCUUUCCAUCUUUAUUUAGCGAGAUGGUUUUGGAAGCUGGUUCAAAUCCGAUAGAAACAAUCAAAAAUCCUGGGGAAUUCGACACAAUGUUGAAAACAGUUUUAUAUCCUAAAGAUUUCGAUUCAGUUUCAGGCUGGAUACCCGAUGUUGGCUAUGGAAGUAUUUUAAAGGAACCGGUAAGAAAUCUUGCAAAUGAUGCCGAUUUAGCUAGAGUGAGAGUUGUUGCUCGAAACACGAUAGAAAGAGUAGGACGAGCAGUUAAUCAUGUAUUCGAAAAACGAGUACUUCAGUAUAAUAAUGUUGUUGAGAAUAACAGGUGGGGUAAUUACGUAAAUUGGAAAUUAUAUCCUUUAUUCGGUCUGUUGGAACAUAGAAAAGUUUCCAUAGGCUUACCAUAUAAAAUUCAAAUUCAAAGAGAAACUAGAGCCACUCGUGGCACAGAGUGGGACUUUGCAAAUGUUGCAAAAUGCAAAAGACCCUGA
This is a messenger RNA of Lottia gigantea (owl limpet), 1047 nucleotides long. RefSeq lists its product as hypothetical. Lineage: Eukaryota; Metazoa; Mollusca; Gastropoda; Lottiidae. The transcript is spliced from 5 exons. The record is from RefSeq and is a predicted model, not a curated record. The coding region runs from base 1 to 1047 and encodes 348 amino acids.